AUCAGGCUCUGUGUCUGCUAAAAGUGAUGAGUCACUUAAGAAUCCACCAGACUUAAGUGAGGAAACACCAUCUUCCAAAAGGUUUCAAUAUGAGACAUUAGAUUCAGACUUUCAGACUCACAGGAGCCAGAAGAAUUUCAAAGACAAUAUCCUGUGGAUCUUCAAGGAUCUUGAGAGCAAGAUAAUCCGAUUUCUGAAAAAUGAGCUUGAGAAUUUUAAGAAAAUAUUACAAAAAGAAAACAUGCAAUACUUUGUGAAAGACUUUAAUGAGAAUAGAUGCAGUAUCAAGGAAAUAGCUCUUGAUCUCACACUCUACUUCUUGAGAGAUAUGAAGCAAGAUGUAGCUGCUGAUACUCUAGAAGAUGAGCUUCUCUUCAUUCAUCAACUAAAAAGUAACCUAAAGAAUAAGUACCAAUGCGUGUUUGAAGGCAUUGCAAAGCAAGGUGAAUCUACACUUCUGAAUAACAUCUACACAGAUCUCUAUAUCACUCAGGGUUGUAGUGAACAGGUCAAUACUGAACAUGAAGUAAGACAGAUUGAAGUUACUACCAGGCAUCAAGAAUCACAAGAGAUACAUGUUGAAUGCACAAAGAUGUUUCAAGCUCCUGAACAAGAAAAGCAGAUCAGAACUGUACUGACAAAAGGAGUUGCUGGCAUCGGAAAAUCAGUCUCUGUGCAAAAGUUUGUUCUGGAUUGGGCUGAAGAAAAAGAAAAUCAAGAUAUCAGUUUCAUAUUUCCUCUUCCAUUUAGAGAGUUGAACUUAAAGGAGAUCGGAACACAAAGCUUGACAAGUAUUAUAAGUCAGUUUUUCCCAGAAACAAAAACACUGAAUCUUAAAAGAAGGAAUCAAUUCAAAGUCCUGUUCAUUCUUGAUGGAUUGGAUGAAUGUCGUCUUCCUCUGAACUUUGAGGGUAAUGAGACGUGGUCUGAUGUAUUAUCACCAGCCUCUUUGGAUGUUCUCCUGACAAACCUCAUCAAGGGAAAUCUGCUUCCUUCUGCUCUCAUCUGGAUCACCACCAGACCAGCAGCUGCCAGUAAGAUUCCUCCUGAUUAUAUUGACCGGGUAACAGAGGUCAGAGGUUUCAACGAUGUACAAAAGGAGGAGUACUUCAAAAAAAGAUUCACUGAUCAGAAUCUGGCCAGUGAAAUCAUUGAUCAUGUAAAAAAAUCAAGGAGUCUCUUUAUCAUGUGUCACAUCCCAGUCUUCUGCUGGAUUUCAGCCACUGUUCUCCAGAAUAUUUUGGAGGAAAAAAGAAAUAAUGAUCAGAAAACCCAUCAGGCUGAUGACGCCUCCAAAACACUGCAGAAAUCAAAUACUGAUGACAUUCCUAAGACUCUGACACAAAUGUACACACACUUUCUCCGUUUUCAGAUCCUGCAGAGCAGACGAAAGUAUGAUGGAGAAUAUACACCGGAUAUUUCCUGGGAUAAAGAUGCCAUCCUUUCACUGGGGAAACUUGCAUUUCAUCAGUUAGAAAGAAAUAACCUGAUCUUCUAUGACACAGACCUGGAAGCCUGUGGUAUUGACAUAUAUAAAGCAUCAGUGUAUUCAGGCAUGUGUACCCAGAUCUUUAAGGAGGAAACAGGGAUCAUUUUUGGUACCAUGUACUGUUUUGUUCACUUGAGCAUUCAAGAGUUCAUUGCAGCCCUUUAUGCACAUCUGUUUUUAGACAUCAACAAGAAAAGUGUGUUUGUUCAAGACUCUGCAGAACAGGAAAACAAAAAUGAAGCCAUGAUUGAUUUGCUCAGUACUGCAGUGGACAAGGCACUCGAGAGUGACAAUGGACACCUGGAUCUUUUUCUUCGUUUCCUUCUUGGUCUGUCACUCCAAUCCAAUCAACUACUCUUACGAGGUCUGUUGUCACAGUAUGACUACAGUGACAAGAGCAAAAAGGAAGUAGUUCAGUACAUCAAGCAGAAAUUAGAAGCUAAUCUGUCUCCAGAGAGAUCCAUCAAUCUGUUCUACUGUCUGAAUGAACUGAAUGAUCAAACUCUGGUAAAAGAGAUUCAGACCCACCUCAGUAAAGGAAGUCUUUCAUCUUCUGAUCUUUCACCUGCCCAGUGGUCUGCUUUGGCCUUUGUUUUGUUGACAUCAGAGGAGGAGAUGGAGGAGUUUGAGCUUCAGAAAUUCAAGAAAUCAGACGAAUGUCUCAUUAGAUUAUCAGCAGUCAUUAAAACUACCAAAAGAGCUUUGCUAAAUGAUUGUAACCUAACAGACAAAAGCUGUCCAGCUCUGGCUACAGUUCUUGGAUCAGAUACCAGUCUGAAAGAGCUGAACAUGAACAAUAACAAUCUGCAGGACUCAGGAGUAAAGCAUCUCUGCAUUGGACUGAAGAGUGUAAAUUGCAAAUUAGAGAUACUGAGACUAUCAGACUGCGGCAUCACUGAAGAAGGUUAUAAAUCUCUGGCUUCAGCUCUGAGAUCAAAUCCUUCACACCUGAUAGAGCUGGAUCUCAUAGGAAAUGAUCCUGGACAAUCAGGAGUGAAGGAGCUCAAUGAUUUACUACUGGAUCCAAACUGUUUUUGGGCCCUGCUGCAGAUGAAGCCUGAUAAACACUGUAUACUCAGCACACUAAUGUUUCUGAAAAGCCCUGCCGCACAGGAAGCAUGUGAUUAUCUCACUGAAGUUAUAGGUACAAGUCCAUUAGUUCUGAAAGAACUGGAUCUGAGUGAAGUUAAAUUAGGAGACCUGGAUGGGGGGAAACUCUCGGCUCUUUUUAUGGACUCUCAUAACCAACUGGAGAAAAUUAAGCUGAAUAAUUGUAGGCUGACAGAGAAAAGCUGUUCAGUUUUAGCUACUGUUCUCUCCUCCAAAACCAUCCUGAAAGAGAUGAACCUGAAUAACAGCCGUCUGCUGGACUCAGGAGUCAAAGAGAUCUGUGAGGGAUUGAAGAAUCCUGUGUGUGAGCUGAAGAUACUCAAAAAAGUUCACAAAAGUCCUCCAUAUAAUCCCCAACUGAGCAAUUACCUUGACGGAGGUGAACAAGGUGUGAUGCUGGGUUCAAGGCUGUGUGAUUGUGGUCUAACAGAUGAAAGCUGUUCAGCUCUUGCUACAGUCCUGAGAUCAAACUCAACUCUGAAAGAACUUGACUUAAGCAACAAUAAUCUUCAAGAUUCAGGAGUGAAGAAACUCCAGAAUGGAUUAGAAGAUGCAAACUGCACACUGGAGAACCUCAGCAGCCUCCAGGCUGUCUUCCCAUGGAACAGUGAGUUCAACCAUGAUGACCGUUCUUGUGAUAGUAGACCAAAGCAAGAUGCCUGGCCAGAGGGAGGUUACAGUGAUCUGCUGCAGGAAAUUCAACUGGUGGUCAAGAUCAGCUCUAAGCUCCCUUCGAGUGAUAGCAGAGACCACUCCUAUCUGGUGCUUCCAAGCUCCUCAGCCUCUUGCCUCACAAACUGGUUUAGGCCAUGA
Molecule: messenger RNA, 3412 nt
Organism: Carassius auratus (goldfish)
Lineage: Eukaryota; Metazoa; Chordata; Actinopteri; Cypriniformes; Cyprinidae
Product: NACHT, LRR and PYD domains-containing protein 3-like
Exons: 13
Coding region: 242-3412 (1056 amino acids)
Molecular function (GO): protein binding
Source: RefSeq, a predicted model, not a curated record